AUGGUCUGCAAGAAAUGCGAGAGUAAAUUGUCCAAACUAGCUGCACCGGACCCAUUCACCGCGAGCUCACAGAGCAUCAAGGACGGCUCGCGGAGAGUCGGGGAGAACAAGCUCCUGAGUAGACCAGGGAGCUCCAAGAACAGGUUCCAGCCCUAUCAAGGCAAGUGUAGAGACUGUAAGUCAAGCACGACCCAGAACAAAGCCAAGUAUUGUCAUGGAUGUGCCUACAAGCGCGGUGUGUGUGCAAUAUGCGGCAAGCAGGUCCUUGAUACAACGGGCUACGUGAUGUCAGCUAAAUAG
This is a messenger RNA of Postia placenta MAD-698-R-SB12, 300 nucleotides long. RefSeq lists its product as hypothetical. The transcript is spliced from 4 exons. Lineage: Eukaryota; Fungi; Basidiomycota; Agaricomycetes; Polyporales; Adustoporiaceae. The record is from RefSeq and is a predicted model, not a curated record. Bases 1 to 300 code for a protein of 99 amino acids. Gene Ontology annotation, molecular function: microtubule binding. Gene Ontology annotation, biological process: cytoplasmic microtubule organization.